CAAAUGAUAUGGCUGCUUCAGCUGAUAUUUUCAACUCAGAAACAGGUUUUGCAAUAUGAGAAAAGUCGAAAAGUCAACAAACUUAGGUUGACGUGUGAUGGAGGAAAUGGCUGCUUCAGAUUAUAUUUCCAACUCAGGUGUAAAUGUCCCUCCAAACCAUUUAAGAAUAGUGAUGAUUGGUGGUGCCAGUUCUGGUAAAAGCUCAUCGGGAAACACCAUACUAGGAAAAAAUGCAUUUGAUGUAACUAAAAUAAAACAAAGAGCAACCACAUGCACCAAAAUAAGCCACAGUGUCUUUGAAGGAAGGCGUCUCAUGGUGGUAGAUUCUCCCGGGUGGUUCUACACCCACAGCCUUCAGGACACCAAUGAGAUGGACAAAUUGGAAAUUGAGAAGAGUGUGAAUCUCUGUGCUCCAGGACCACAUGCUGUUCUGCUGGUUAUUCCUUUGAUAAUAGAUAUCAAUGCUCCAUAUCUUACUGUUGUCCAGGAACACAUGAGUAUGUUUAGAGAAGAAAUCUGGAAACACACAAUUGUUCUGUUUACUGCAAGAGACUGGUUAGGAGUGAAGACUGUGGAGGAGCGAAUGAAGAGUGAUGAAGGUCUGCAGUGGAUAGUGAACAGGUGUGAGAACAGGUAUCAUGCCCUGAACAACAAGGAUGACAGUGAUAAGACUCAGGUGAAGGAGCUCAUUGAGAAGAUUGAAGAAAUGUGGACAGGAAAUGAAGAUCCUUAUUAUAAGGUGGAUCUGGGUCGAGCAGCACACAUAGAAGCUGAGAAAGAGGCUGGAGACAAGAUGGCUAUUAGGUUGAAGAAGAUCAAGGAGAGACAAUUGAGAGUAAUAAAGGAGCUGUAUGGAGGUGAGAGACAUCUACUCACUGGGAUCAGGAUUAUUCUUGUUGGGCAGAAAUGUUCAGGAAAGAGUGAAGUUGGAAAUCUGAUCCUUUCCAAGUAUAAUUUUAAGAAAACUUUAUUUAGAGCUUGGUUGGAAAAGAGCUACCAGGAUCAGAGAUCUGAAACAUGUGUAAAACACGAGGGAGACUUUAAUGGAGUAAAAGUCUCAGUUGUGGAAACACCAGGCUGGUUCUCAGACCCAUCACCACCUGACUGGAUCAAAGAGGAAGUUCUCCAUGGUGUCUCCAUGUGUUCUCCUGGACCUCAUAUUUUCCUCUUGGUUGUUCCGAUCUUUAGAGCUUUCAAAGAGAAAGACCUGGAAGCUCUGUUGGAGGUCUUGAUGCCAUUAACAGAGAGAGUGUGGAGACACUGCAUGGUGCUGUUUACCUGGGGAUACUGGCUCAACGAUUGUCCUGUAGAGAACUACAUCGUCAGAGAGGGAAAGGGGAUCCAAGAGCUUUUGGAGAAAUGUGGGAACAGAUACCAUGUUCUAAACCCCAGACACUAUGAUGAUUCUGAUCAAGUCAAAGAGCUGUUUAAAAAAAUCACAGUUAUGGUCAAACAAAACGGGGAAAGCUUUACAUGCAAAACCAAAAAGAAAAUCAGUCAGAAACUUCCUUGGCGAAGAAUACAGAAACAAGAGGAAUGGAGAAAAAGGGAACAGAAGUUGAUAGAAAGAGUGAUGAAAGCUUUAGCAAAGGAAGCAGAAGAACCAACAGGGCCUUUUUCAACAAUAGCACAGAGUAUGGAUGACUUUCACAUUUCAGACCUGGGAGAAGAUGGUUCCUCAGAGUGUGGCAGCUUUUACACGGUUCGGGAAUCAACAAACUCAUGACUACAUUUUUGGAUGGCUGACUAACCGACUGGGACAGUCUGAAAUUAGCUCUGGAAUCGGCAG
Messenger RNA from Cyprinodon variegatus (sheepshead minnow), 1789 nucleotides. Its product is annotated as GTPase IMAP family member 8-like. Gene Ontology annotation, molecular function: GTP binding. The coding region runs from base 98 to 1726 and encodes 542 amino acids. The record is from RefSeq and is a predicted model, not a curated record. The transcript is spliced from 6 exons. Lineage: Eukaryota; Metazoa; Chordata; Actinopteri; Cyprinodontiformes; Cyprinodontidae.